This is a messenger RNA of Pygocentrus nattereri (red-bellied piranha), 7006 nucleotides long. RefSeq names its product neurexin 1a (gene nrxn1a). The transcript is spliced from 23 exons. The coding region runs from base 1019 to 5476 and encodes 1485 amino acids. The record is from RefSeq and is a predicted model, not a curated record. Lineage: Eukaryota; Metazoa; Chordata; Actinopteri; Characiformes; Serrasalmidae.
GGGCUGACGGUCCCUGGCAGAGCUCAGCUCACAAACACAUCGCACCUUUUUUUCUCGCACCAAACAGGGAGCGACGUCCUUUUCGCUCUCUUUCUUUCUCCGCGCGACGACGUGAAGCGUUCCUCGCUGUAGUUUCUGCGCUAGAACGAAUGGUUUCGUGAUCAGCUUCACUAGUCUGCUGCUUCCAUCUCUUAACCCGCUGGGACUUUUGUGGGAUCUGCAUAGGCGAUUACAUCUGAUUUUUUUUUUCACUUUUCUUCUUCUCCCCACAACGAUGCAGUGAUUUUAUUUUUAUUUUUUUAUUUUUUAUUUUGCCAAACUAAAAACCUUCACAAACUAAGUCGAUGCGGACGCCAUCACCGAGAUUCUUCAGUGAGGCUGGCCGAUCAAGGGGGGACCACACGAUGGUAUUUCUCUCAAGAUUGUGGAUCAAUUUGUCAAAGUGGAUGUGAUUAGAAGGUUUGUGAGCACUGAAGGCCCUACACGGGCCUGCAUAUUAACACUACUCUGAGAAGGUUCUGUUUUUUUCCCCAUUUUUUCUGUCCACCUGACACUUGGCCAACGCAAUGACUAUUAAUUAAGCUACUCUGAUGACCCGUGGUGGCCUAAUUUGCUCAGACAUUUCCUGUAAAUACAUGACUUUGUGUGAUGGAUACCUUGACAAACAAGCCCCACUGUAGCCCAUUUAGAUUCCAUUGAAGGCCAACUGCCUAAUUUUCUAGUAGCCUCUAGAUUAGUAUAGGUCCCUGGUGUAUUUUUAUGGUAAAAACAUAUGUGCACCUUUAUUUGCUUGUUAUCAUUUCAGCUAGAAAUGAUCUUUGUUAAAUAUGAUUAGACCAUAGCACAAGACUUCCCUUUUCUGCACAUGGAACAAUGAUUAAACAAAAAUUACCCCAAAUGUUUAGCUGCCCCGUCUGUCAGAGGGAAGUCAUUUAUAUUUUAGGACUGGAUAACUAAGAUAAAUUAUCAAUUAUAUAAUUUUUUAAACUUAGUUUUACUCUAACCCUUUGAAUUCACCAUGAGCUUCUCCAUGCGAAACGGCGCACAUUUGAUUUGGAUAGGCCUACUGGUUUGUUGCUUGGUUGACAUAGGGGCUAGCAUGGAGUUCACUGGCGCUGAAGGUCAGUGGGCGAGGUUCCCCAUGUGGAACGCCUGCUGCGAGAGCGAAAUGAGUUUCAACAUGAAAACAAAAAGCUCUCAUGGACUCUUGGUGUAUUUUGACGAUGAGGGAUUCUGCGACUUCUUGGAACUUCUCAUCCACAACGGUAGACUCAGUUUGCGCUUCUCGAUCUUCUGUGCUGAGCCCGCCACAGUGCUGUCCGACACUGCAGUCAACGACAGCCGCUGGCACGCGGUUACUGUGCGCAGGAAUUUCAAAAACACUACACUAGUUGUGGACGACGAGAUCAAGUGGGUGGAAGUGAAGUCUAAAAGAAGGGACAUGACGGUUUUUAGUCCUUUGUUCUUAGGAGGGAUACCUCCAGAACUGCGCUCUGUAGCCCUGCGCCUAACAUCCGCCUCCAUCAAAGACCAGGUCCCAUACAAAGGAUGGAUAACUGAUUUGAAGGUGAAUGGCUCUGAGUCAGUGCUAAUUGGUAGUGAGGGGAUCAACAGCGACAUUUGUGAAGCUGACCAUGUUUGCCUGAAUGGAGGAGUGUGCAGCAUCGUCAAUGAUGAGCCCAUCUGUGACUGCUCCGAAACCGGAUUCCAGGGGAAAGACUGCAGUGAAGAAGAGGCCUACGUUGGAGGUCUUGCGCACCUGAUGAUGGGCGACCAAGGUAAAAGUAAAGUGAGAGAGGAGUAUGUGGCAACCUUCAAGGGCUCGGAGUAUUUUUGCUACGACCUUUCUCCAAACCCCAUCCAGAGCAGCAGCGACGAGAUCACGCUCUCCUUCAAGACCCUGCAGCGCAACGGCCUGAUGCUCCAUACAGGCAAAUCUGCUGACUACGUCAAUCUGGCGCUGAAGAACGGCGCUGUCUCUCUGGUCAUCAACCUUGGCUCCGGGGCCUUCGAGGCCCUGGUGGAGCCUGUGAAUGGGAAAUUUAAUGACAAUGCCUGGCAUGAUGUGAAGGUUACCAGGAAUCUCCGUCAGCACUCAGGCAUUGGACACGCUAUGGUUACAAUAUCCGUGGAUGGAAUACUCACCACCACUGGAUAUACACAAGAGGACUACACCAUGCUAGGCUCCGAUGACUUUUUCUAUGUCGGGGGCAGCCCCAGCACGGCAGAUCUGCCCGGAUCCCCUGUUAGCAACAACUUUAUGGGCUGCUUGAAGGAGGUUGUGUACAAGAACAAUGACGUGCGGUUGGAGCUGUCUCGCCUGGCCAAACAGGGCGAUCCCAAGAUGAAAGUUAGCGGAAUGGUGGCUUUCAAAUGUGAGAACGUGGCCACCCUCGACCCAGUCACCUUUGAGACCCCCGAAUCUUUUGUCAAGCUUAGCAAGUGGACGGCGAAGAAAGCCGGUUCCAUCUCCUUUGAUUUCCGCACCACCGAGCCCAAUGGACUGCUCCUUUUCAGCCAUGGCAAGCCCAAGCAGCAACAGCAGAAAGACCCCAAGAGCCCCAAGACAAUGAAGGUGGACUUCUUUGCCAUUGAGAUGUUGGAUGGUCACCUCUACCUUCUCCUGGACAUGGGCUCAGGCACCACCAAGACAAGGGCUGUCAACAAGAAGGUCAAUGAUGGAGAAUGGUACCAUGUUGAUUUCCAAAGAGAUGGAAGAUCAGGCACCAUCUCAGUCAACUCAGUGCGCACACCUUACAAUGCUCCUGGAGAGAGUGAGAUUCUGGACCUGGAUGACACUCUGUACCUGGGCGGUCUUCCUGAGGAUCGUGCUGGUCUAGUCUUCCCCACUGAGGUGUGGACGGCCUUGCUGAACUACGGCUAUGUGGGCUGUGUGCGGGACCUCUUCAUGGACGGCCAGAGUAAAGACAUCCGGCGCAUCGCUGAGGCACAGAGGGCUGUGGGCGUGAAGCCGUCCUGCUCCAAGGAGCCUCCCAAACAGUGUCUGAGCAAUCCCUGCCUGAACAGCGGCUCCUGCAGAGAGGGAUGGAACCGCUAUGUGUGCGACUGCUCUGGGACAGGUUACCUGGGCCGAUCCUGCGAGAGAGAGGCCACUAUCCUCAGUUAUGAUGGCAGUAAGUUCAUGAAGAUCAAGUUGCCGGUGGUGAUGCACACUGAGGCGGAGGAUGUGUCUCUCCGUUUCCGCUCCCAGCGCGCCUACGGUGUUCUCAUGGCAACCACCUCCCGCAAUUCCGCAGACACACUCCGACUGGAGCUAGAUGGAGGACGGGUCCGACUUACUGUCAAUCUAGACUGUAUCAGGAUUAACUGUACUACCAGUAAAGGCCCAGAGACCAUCUUUGCGGGCCAGAACCUGAACGAUAAUGAAUGGCACACAGUCCGUGUGGUCAGGAGAGGAAAAAGCCUACAGUUAACAGCAGAUGACCUACAGCCAUCGGAAGGUCAAAUCACAGGUGACCACACGCAGCUAGAGUUCCAUAACAUUGAGACAGGCAUCGUCACAGAGAAGCUCUACAUGCCCGCUGUACCCUCCAACUUCAUCGGGCACCUGCAGGGUCUGUCCUUCAACGGCAUGUCCUACAUCGACCUGUGCAAGAAUGGGGACAUUGACUACUGUGAGCUGAAUGCUAUGAUUGGCUACAAGAGCAUAGUGGCAGACCCAGUGACCUUCAAGUCUCGCUCCAGUUAUGUGACCCUGCCCACUCUGCAGGCCUACUACUCCAUGCACCUGUUCCUUCAAUUUAAGACCACCUCACCUGAUGGGCUGAUUCUGUACAACCGAGGAGAUGGCAAUGACUUCAUAGUGGUGGAACUGGUCAAAGGUUACCUGCACUACGUCUCAGAUUUGGGGAAUGGUGCUCAUCUUAUCAAAGGCAAUUCCAACACACCUCUCAAUGACAACCACUGGCACAAUGUGAUGAUCUCACGGGACGUCAACAACCUCCACACAGUCAAAAUAGACACUAAGAUCACCACCCAAACCACUACAGGCGCCAAGAAUCUGGAUCUGAAAGGUGACCUCUAUGUUGGAGGAGUGUCUAAGGAGAUGUAUAAGGACCUGCCUAAGCUGGUGCAUUCUAAAGAGGGCUUCCAGGGCUGCCUGGCAUCUGUGGACCUGAAUGGCCGUUUGCCGGACCUGCUGUCUGAUGCGCUGACCACCGCAGGCCAAGUGGAGAGGGGAUGUGAAGGCCCCAGCACUACAUGUCAGGAAGACUCUUGCUCUAAUCAGGGUGUGUGUCUGCAGCAGUGGGAGGGCUUUACCUGUGACUGCAGCAUGACGUCGUUUGGAGGGCCUCUCUGCAAUGAUGCUGGAACUACAUACAUUUUUGGUCGUGACGGUGGGCUGAUUGUGUACACCUGGCCACCCAACGACAGGCCGAGCACACGGGCAGAUCGACUGGCCGUUGGCUUCAGCACCCAGCAAAAAGAUGCUGUGCUUGUCAGAGUGGACAGCUCCUCUGGCCUCGGAGACUACCUGCAACUGCAGAUAGAAAAAGGCAAUAUCAGAGUGGUGUUCAAUGUGGGCACUGAUGACAUAAAUAUUGAAGAGACCUCAAAGUUUGUAAAUGAUGGAAAGUACCACAUAGUUCGCUUUACACGGAGUGGCGGUAAUGCCACUUUGCAGGUGGACGAUCUGCCAGUCAUAGAGCGAUACCCCACAGGCAACAUUGAUAACGAACGCCUGGCGAUUGCUAGACAGCGAAUCCCAUAUCGGCUUGGUCGAGUAGUUGACGAAUGGCUACUCGACAAAGGUCGACAACUCACCAUCUUCAACAGCCAGACUACUAUAAAGAUUGGCGGUUGGGAGCGGGGCAGCCGGCCGUUUCAGGGGCAGAUGUCUGGCCUCUACUACAAUGGCCUCAAAGUGCUCAACAUGGCCGCUGAGGGUGACCCCAAUGUGCGCGUGGAGGGCAGUGCCCGGCUGGUGGGUGAUCUGCCCUCCUCCUCUAUUACCCCACAAUCCAGUGCCUCAGCCACGGGGAACCGCUCUGAAACGUCCCCCUCACUCACUGAUAUUACCACCACCACAGCAUCCAACCGCCAGGGCAAGCAGACCACGACGCCACAGGAUGAUCUCUUGGUAGCCUCAGCUGAAUGCCCCAGUGAUGAUGAGGACAUCGACCCAUGUGACCCAACCUCAGGUGGGUUAGCACACCCUCCCCUGCCCGAGGCGAAGGGCUACCCAAGCCCAGAGGUGAUCCGGGAGUCCAGCAGCACCACAGGAAUGGUGGUGGGCAUCGUAGCAGCUGCCGCUCUCUGCAUCCUCAUCCUCCUUUAUGCCAUGUACAAAUACCGUAACCGCGACGAGGGCUCGUACCACGUGGACGAGAGCCGUAACUACAUCAGUAACUCGGCCACACAGCCCAAUGGAGCUGCUGUCAAAGAGAAGCCAAUCGGCGUGGCCAAGAUCUCCAGCAAGAAUAAAAAGAACAAGGACAAAGAGUACUAUGUCUGAUCCCACAGACAUUCUCCCUCCCUGUGUUCAGAAACUUACGGGCAAGGGGGAGGAGAUGCCAACCUAUGUAUAGUAAUUAAGAGAAAAAAACAACAUCACAGUCUUAGUUUUAACUGAGACAAGAUACACUGUUACUAACAAUAAGAAAAUAUACUUUAUACUCAAGCACACAAGAACUAUACAAACGCCGAAAGUGUGUACAAAGGAAAUUGGGAGCAAAGAGUGUGUUAAACUCGCAGAACGGAGGGAACCUUCAAAGACGAUCCUUCGGAAAAAGGGACAAGCUAAUACAACCCCAUACGUUAGGGUCAAGCACUCAAAGACAAGGCCACUGCUCAGAACUGAGGUUUUAUUGUGUUUCAUAUUAUGUUGCCUGUGUACGUGUUGCUGGACGUCCUCUUCAUCCAGAAAACCCAUGAACAUCUGGAAAAUUAAAAAGACAUUCACUAAAAGAUGAAAAGGAACAAGAGACUUAUCACUAUGAGAAGCUACCUACUAUAUGAUUGUUAAAUCAGCCAAAGUAUUCGCCCCUCACCCCCUUUUCUAUUGGCAGUGUUGGCCAGUUGGAGACAGAUACAAGGUGAAGACCAUAAGGAUCCAGACUUAAGUCAAUAUGGAGGACCAAUGCCUUGGUGUCAAAGAGGACUAUGGAGGCCUUAUUAUCAAUCCAAGUGUAAAAUCUACGGUUGUUUUCUUUUGUUUGUAUGUUUGUCAUGAUAACGACAACAGUGACGAUGCUGAUGAUUAAGAAUGAUAAAGCAUACUGGGGCCGUUUGGGAUAGUUUGAGAAAAACUCCAUGCACGUGACGUAUCUUAUUACAUAUGUUUAUAUACGGUGCAAAGACUAUCUAUGUGUGCUCUCUGGACUGUGGCUGAAGUGGUGUUUUAUAGCCUGUUAUAUAGAUGAUGCCAACUACAGUAUACCUGCUCUUCAAAACAUUUUCUAGUAAAAACAAAACGGGAAAACAAUUAAAAACAGAAAAAAUAAAUGUUAAUGUGUUGCUAUAGCGAUAGAACCGUUUCUGCCAUUAGCUAUAAACAUUUGGGUUCCCGUAUUUUUAAUUUUCCUCCUUUAUGUGCAUCUUCAAUGUCAACAUUUUAUUUCUGCCAUUGUAUUUUGUUUUAGCGAUUCUUCCUUACGUGUCAACAUACAAAUACUAGAGCACAAGUUUAGGUUUGGGAAAGCAAACCACCAAAUGGGAAGUGAAAUUAUAUGAAUUGUUGGUGAAUUGUUGAAGCAAUAUCCCUUUGCUCUUCUCAGUGACCAGACAAAUUAUGCAUGGUCAUUAGGACGUGGCUCUAAUAAGAGAUGACACCAUCAAACAGAAAAAAAGAAAAGAAAAAAUGACAAUGAACUGGAUCUUAAAAUAUGUGUAUUGGAACCUCACAGCUGAAAGAUGCCAAUCUCAAAGACACCUAAAAUUGAAAACGUAUUGUUUGUGAAUACACUCCUCUUUGCUCUCUUGUACUACACUGAAUGUACAAGAGGUAUAAAAUACAUAACCUUCAGAAUAAAACGUUUGAUUUUUG